Chionomys nivalis (European snow vole) is the source of this 1449-nucleotide messenger RNA. RefSeq names its product arginase 1 (gene Arg1). Gene Ontology annotation, molecular function: arginase activity; manganese ion binding. The transcript is spliced from 8 exons. The coding region runs from base 101 to 1072 and encodes 323 amino acids. Gene Ontology annotation, cellular component: cytoplasm; cytosol; nucleus. The record is from RefSeq and is a predicted model, not a curated record. Lineage: Eukaryota; Metazoa; Chordata; Mammalia; Rodentia; Cricetidae.
UUAUAAGGAGGGGGGAAAAAGAUGUGCUGCGUUUUAGAGUUACAGCUGGCGGCAAGCAGCUGGACAGCACCGGGGCAGCCGGAGGAACUCUGCUGAGAGCAUGAGCUCCAAGCCGAAGCCCAUAGGGAUCAUUGGAGCGCCUUUCUCCAAGGGACAGCCUCGAGGAGGGGUAGAGAAGGGCCCCGCGGCAUUGAGGAGCGCUGGUCUCGUGGAGAAACUUAAAGAGAAAGAGUAUGAUGUGAAAGACUAUGGGGACCUGGCCUUUGGUGAUGUCCCUAGUGACAGCUCCUUUCAAAUUGUGAAGAACCCAAGAUCUGUGGGAAAAGCCAAUGAACAGCUGGCCGGUGUGGUGGCAGAGGCCCAGAAGAAUGGAAGAGUCAGUGUGGUGUUGGGUGGAGACCACAGUAUGGCAAUUGGAAGCAUCUCUGGCCAUGCCAGGGUCCAUCCUGACUUAUGUGUCAUUUGGGUGGAUGCUCACACCGAUAUCAACACUCCACUGACGACGGGCACUGGGAAUUUGCAUGGACAACCUGUGUCUUUUCUCCUGAAGGAACUAAAAGGAAAGUUUCCCGAUAUACCAGGAUUCUCCUGGGUGACUCCCUGCAUAUCUGCCAAGGAUAUUGUGUACAUCGGCUUGCGAGACGUAGACCCCGGGGAGCACUAUAUUAUAAAAACCCUAGGAAUUAAAUAUUUCUCAAUGUCUGAAGUGGAUAGACUGGGAAUUGGCAAGGUGAUGGAAGAGACAUUCAGCUAUCUACUAGGAAGAAAGAAAAGGCCCAUUCAUCUGAGUUUUGAUGUUGAUGGACUGGACCCAGCGUUCACAGCGGCUACUGGCACACCUGUUUUGGGAGGCCUAUCCUACAGAGAAGGUCUCUACAUCACAGAAGAAAUUUACAAGACAGGGCUACUCUCAGGACUAGAUAUAAUGGAAGUAAACCCAGCUCUGGCGAAGACACCGGAAGAGGCGACUCGGACAGUGAACACGGCAGUAGCAUUGACCUUGUCUUGCUUUGGGACUGCUCGGGAGGGUAGUCAUAAGCCAGGGAUCGACUACCUUAACCCACCUAAGUAAAUGUGGAUGAGACACAUGAAAAACAGCUAGCUCAUGAGAGCAAACAGACCUAAGCAACGGUUCUCCCAAGGGCUCAUUCUUGCACGAUAUUUUCCCCCCAGUAUUUCACAAGUUCCUUUAUGGUAUGAAACCCAGGGUGUGGACAUUUGAACAGCUAUGAAAUUAGAACAUAUGUAUUCCUAAUUUAAGUAGAAGUUACUCUUAAAAAGCAGUAUAAAUUAAUUUCCAAUUAAAAAUGCUCCAGCAUUUAAAAUACACAUCAGUGGGAGUGCUGGUUCACUAGACUGGGCCAUCAGAUAGUUGGAGACAAAGGUGUCCAAAGGGAGGCAGCUGUGUCCACAUUGUUCAAAAGAUGUGAUUUUUGUAAUAAACUUAUG